AGUAAGGCAGCCGGACGCGGCUCCUUGUACUGCGCAGUGACACUCUACGCCGCCGAACUACAACUCCCAGCAGGCCGUGCGCCCGCAUAGCCGCUGAUGCAGUGGGGCUAAGAUGGCGGCCGCUGGAGGGAUGGGGGAGCUCCUUUUGUUGUAACGCGGAGUAUUUGUCGGGGGGGAGCCGCUGCUGUGACUGCGGGGCGGUGAGGGAGAGGCGGAUUCCGGCAGCCAGGCGCCGCCGUCAGUCGGCUAAAUCCUCCAAUUUGCAGUAAUGGCAGAAGACAGCCAGGAUUCUAAACCAACUGAGCAAGAUGCUGACAAGGAAUCAAAAAAGGAAUCAAAAAAGAACUCAAACGGAACACCAGAUGCUGCUGUGCCGGAGCAACACCAAGAAAACUGUACAUCUAAUGAUCCACAGGAAAGCCAUGCAUCCGAAGAAAAUACAUGUAAUCCUGAGAAGCUUUGCCCAGGGCAGAUGAUCAUCUUGAAAGCUCUGCAGCAAGUUGUUGGCACCACCUUACAGAGUGAAAGCAAGACUGAAUGUUGUAGAACCAUAGAACCGAAACAGAAAACUUCAAAGCUUAAAAAGUCUUGUAAGAAGAGAGCAUUAAGGAAACCCGAUGGCUCUGGAGAGUCUAAGAUGCCCAGUGUGGAAAAUGAAAUCCCUAUCCCAGAAGUGACAGGAAGUCUUUUAUCCAGUCUUGACAGUGCAUUGAUGUAUCUGGAAAAUAACUACAAUACAAUCAAUUCAGAAUCUCGUCAUGGCUCAGACACCGUUGACACCCUCGAUUUCGGAGAUCUGCAUACGGAAGAAGAGAUGGAGGAAGUGGAGCUGGUAGCUGAGAUCCAGAUCGGUGACUCUGCGUCUUAUUCUAACAGUUAUUCAGGAAUCAUGAGAAGAAAUAGGCGUUGGAUGAAAUCAGUGGGCCUAAGUUCCUCGAGGUUGCAGCUUGCAAGCGGGAAGACUUCUUCUGUUCCCCCAAGAUUCGGGACAUCUAUUGAACCUGUCAUCUCUCCUUUGAACUUAAAACCAUGUACUACAAGGACAUUACUCAGAACUAGAAUAACAGAAAAGGGCUGUGCUGUACAUAAGCCUCUUAUUAAACGGUUAAGAACUACAGAUAGGACUUCCCUGCCAGAGUACCCACAAACCUAUCCCCCAUCAACAACUGUGUUACCUGGACUUCCUUGGAUUGUCACAGAUCCAUCCAAUGCCUUGUCUAAAUCUAGAGUACAGGAAAAUUUUUGUUCUGGCCGGACUACACUGACACAUGGCAGUGCGCAGACAAUUGUUAGAAAAACACCUGAUGCUCUAGUGACAUGCGGACUGGCUCUAGGAAAUGGCACUGAUGUAUCAAAUGGACAACAAAGACCUCUUGGUGGAGAAGGGCCCACAUCCAAUAACCAGCAUUCCCAACCUCCUAGUUCACUGGAAAAGGCAGAUUCUAGCUCAUCCUCCUCCUCAUCAUCAUCCUCUUCCCAUAUGCCGGGGCUGUCUGCUAGUGGCAGUGGUGCCCAAUCAAACAGGUCCCAGGAUCUAGAUAUUUACGACCCCUUUCACCCGACCGAUGAAGAGAAUUUAAAUGGAGAUUAUUUAUAUUCCGACUCCCCUGACAAAGAACCUGAGGAUCAGGAGGAUCAGAAAUAUGAUCCAUUUGAUCCGACCGGCUCUAAUCCUAGUUCUUCAGAGCACAGUCCAUCCCCAUAUGAGGAUGAUGAUGACGACGACGAAGAUGAUGGGAGUGAUAUUCAUCCUGAGGAACGAAUCUCUGAAGCCUUGGCUGGUAUUUAUGAUGAAAAUAGUUUGAGCCAAGAAUUUCCUACUUCUGAAAAAUCAAAGGAAGGUUUUCAGUCUAUUGAUAUGGAUAAAUGCCAAGCAUCAGAUGAUCAGGACAGCAAACCUGAAAGUGAUGCUAAGAAACCUGAACAGAGGCUUUCCAUCGAAAUGUCUGAAUCUGCUGGAAAUGAUAAUGCAAAUCUGGCAUUUGAACCAUACAGUCCCAGCUCUAGUAUAGAUCUAGAUAGGGUUGAUGUUGAAGAUAUUUCCAGGGAAGUAUCGGAAGAGAAAACUGCAAAAGAAACACUUGUUGCUGACUCAACACUGGACGAAGCAAAUACAUCAGAAUUAUCACUCGAGCCUAGAAGACGCGUCUUUACUGUGGAUGUUGGUAAGGAUUAUGUAAGAAAAACAGAAUUUGAUUCUUCUGCAGAUCCUAAAUCCAAGCUGGAGAUAAAGGUAUCUUUAGAGUCUAUUGCAAAACCAGAUAUGAAAUCCUAUUUAAGGUUGGAAAAAAUCGCCAAGCUUGGAGGAGAAUCACGGUCACGUCACAAACAAAAACAUUCUUCUGAAAAGAGAGACCGCGGUGAUGAUUCUGAUGGAAAAUAUGAUUCUGAAAUUGAAGAAGGAGAGAUUGUUCAGCCAGAUGAGGAUUGUUUUAGCCCAAUGCCUUUGUUUCGUAGUAGGUGUCGUGUCCUAGACAGACCACUGAGGAUGGUUGAAGGGGAUGAUUUUCUUUCUUUGCAUGCAGAUUCUGAUGAGGAAGGAGCUUUACAAAUUGACUUUGGAGAAAAUCAAAUGGAUAACCGAUGGAAAGGGCUUGAUUUGAGAAGGAAAAUUACAAACCAGCGCAGAGAAAGGUAUCGGAAAAAAUCGGAGUCUCCCGCAAAAUCCAAAAGACGUUCUAAGUCACACUCUCCUUCUAGUUCACGUAGCCGAAAAAAAGCAAAACGAGAACGGAAGAGGUCAAGAGAACGAAAGAGGUCAAAAGAGCCAAGAGCAUCUACAGCUUCAUGGUCCAAUACAAAAAAAUCUAAAGACCAGAAGGAUCACAAGCGUUCUCGGUCACGUUCUCAGAACAAGGUUUCUCGUUCCCAUUCUAGAGACCACAGAAGAUCACGGUCAUGGACACCUUCUAUUAGUACCAGCAUAUCUGCUGUAGACUCUUCUCGUACUUCAGCUGAAAGGAGGAAAAGCCGUAGAUCUAAAUCAAAAGAGAAAAGGCAUCAGUGGUCUCGAUCUGUCAGUACUGAACGGUCCCGAAAAGAUAAACACAAAGAGAAACAUAAAACCGAUGGAAAGAAAAAGAAAAAAAGGUCCCGGUCUCGAUCUAGAGAGAGAGAUCGUAGGUCUUCACACCGUUCAAAUGAUAGGAGGGAUAAAGACAAAUCACGGACAAGACAUCCUUUAGAUGAACCAAAACCUGAUGAUCCGCCAUUAUUGGAAAGGAGGAGGCGGGAUAGUCGAUCAGUCGUUCCUCCCUCAAUACAGGACCUUAAUAAUGCUGAUCUAUUUACUAUUAAAAGAACAAUUACUGUGAAUCCGGAGGAGAAACUGGAAGAGCGUGAGGACUUACUAAAUACUCCUGAAGUAUCAGGGAAAAGAGAGGUUCUGUAUGAUUCAGAAGGCUUAAGCUUCGAAACCUAUUCCGACCGUGAAACCAUUGAUGACAGAGAUGGUAAAUGCAAUAGAAUAUUUGAAAGGCACUCUGGGAAGACAGAAAGCAGCAAGAGAAGGAUACCUGGGGAAUUUGAAAAGAAACGGACAGAAGAGGAACGUGAGAGUCGUCAAAGAUCCAGCAAGGAUAGAGAUAGAAAAAGAUCAUACGAUGAUAGUAGCCGUGACAGGUACAAAAAACGAUUUAAAGAGGUGCCUGAUCCAGAACCUGAACCCUUAAAACUAGAGAGAGAAAAGAUUCGUACAGAAAAGGAUAAAACCUCCAAAAAGUUAAAAGUGAGCCAUAAAGAAGGUAAAGGGAGUUCAGCCAGAAAAGUUAAAUUGCAGUCUAAAGUGGCUGUGCUGAUUCGUGAGGGAGUGAGCAGUACCACCUCUGUUAAAGAAGCAGGGUCUAUUGGUGUCAAAUUUAGUCGGGAUAGGGAGAGCAGGUCACCGUUCCUAAAAUCUGAAGAAAAGAUGCCAGAUAUUAAGACUAUUCGACCUAAGCUGGAAAUGUCUGAUAUAAAAGAACCCGUCAUGAAGCCCAAAAAACUUAAAGGCUUAAAAACAAAAACUGGCAUUAAAAAAGUGAAACCUGCUGGGGUCCUUGUGAAACCUAAAGGAACGCUUGAAAAGAAAAAGAAAAAAGUGAAGGUAAAGGCCUCCUUAAAGAAAUCUAAAGCAGAUAGCUGCAGCAAGGAACUCCCUAGCCCUAUCCAAGCCAAAGAUGAACCAAUAUGGUCAGACACUGAGAAAAGUGAGAGCAUUGUGAAACCCCCUAGCCCCCCCAAGCCAUCCAUUGAGCAGGAGCUCACCCCUGAUUCACAGACUGUUGAUAGUAGCUGCAAGACCCCUGAUGUGUCAUUUAUUCCUGAAGAACCACCUCUGGAACCUGAGCAAAGUAUUGACUUAGAGAUGGACAACAUGUCUGAGCCCAAGGAAGAAAUUUCCCGUCCUCCUCCUCCUCCACCCCCUCCUCCACCAGCACCAAUGUCUUGGAAUCUCCAGUCUGGAGUGGACUGUACCACAAGUGGUGUUCUAGCAUUGACGGCUUUGCUUUUCAAGAUGGAGGAAGCCAACAUGGCCAGCAGGGCAAAGGCACAGGAAUUAAUACAAGCUACUAAUCAGAUCCUCAAUCAGAGCAAACCAACUACCUCCAUGGUUUCACAACCACCUGCUCCGCAAGUGAUGUCAUCCAUCAGCCAUUCAGCUCCACAAUACCUUCUUCACAGCAGUUUGCCUCUCAGCAACAACUCCAGCCCACCUACACCAACUGGCAUGUCAUCGUUAAACGCCCAAACACUUGCUGGUCCCACCUCAAGCUCAUUUUUCAACACUACUUCCGUUAUUGACCUGGGGAAAAGAGAUGGCAGUACAAGUUCUGAGGGCAGAGGAGACACCGAUAAGUACCUGAAGAAGCUUCACACUCAGGAAAGAGCUGUAGAAGAGGUCAAACUGGCCAUUAAACCAUAUUAUCAGCGAAAGGAGAUCACAAAGGAUGAUUACAAGGAUAUACUGCGCAAAGCUGUACACAAGAUCUGUCACAGUAAAAGUGGAGAAAUAAAUCCAGUGAAGGUGAACGCCUUGAUCAAGGCAUACGUCCAGCGAUACAAGUACUUCCGAAAACACGGAAAGAAAAUGGAAGACGACGAGAGCAGCAGCGGUUAUCGUGGGUCAAAGGACUCCGGGACAAUGGAAAAGGGUUUACCUCCUUUACCCUUAAUCUGAAUCAGAGAGAGACUGUACUUGUUUUAAAUCCAUCAAUCUAAAAUAAUUUUAAUUGCUAGUUUAAAAAAAAAAAAAAAAAAACUAAAAAAAAAUAUGGGGAGGGGUAAAGCUUUUAUGCAAAUAUUUGUCAAACUUUAGAAAUAAUUAUCUUUAGAAAUAAAAUAUAUGUAUGUGGCUCAUUACUAAUGUCCCUCUCCCUCUGAGAGUGCUGUUUAAAGGUCGGCCUCCCGAUGAUCCGGAGAGAAUCCCACAUCUUUGCUAGAUAGAAGUGCACAGGAAUCUUUGUUUGCUGUGCGGUCUUUUAAAUAGUUGAUGGUCUCUUUGUAAAUAUAUAUUUCUGCUUCACAGAUUUGCAGCUUUAUUAUUCAUAUUACUGGAUUUUAACUCUUACACAUCUUUUGCCAAUUAUAAUAAUUUUAUUUUAUUUUUUUUGCAUGAUUUGUGGUUGUCACAAUUUUCACACCCAAGGUAGCAGGUUCUUGUUAUCUAUUGCUGACUUCAUAUUGUUAGCUGUAUUAAAUUGCCAUCCUGUAA
Molecule: messenger RNA, 5692 nt
Organism: Pelobates fuscus (common spadefoot toad)
Lineage: Eukaryota; Metazoa; Chordata; Amphibia; Anura; Pelobatidae
Gene: SCAF1
Product: SR-related CTD associated factor 1
Exons: 11
Coding region: 269-5158 (1629 amino acids)
Molecular function (GO): RNA polymerase II C-terminal domain binding
Source: RefSeq, a predicted model, not a curated record